Passer montanus (Eurasian tree sparrow) is the source of this 1597-nucleotide messenger RNA. It is a transcript of the gene FAAP20, whose product is annotated as FA core complex associated protein 20. Gene Ontology annotation, molecular function: ubiquitin binding. The record is from RefSeq and is a predicted model, not a curated record. The transcript is spliced from 4 exons. Lineage: Eukaryota; Metazoa; Chordata; Aves; Passeriformes; Passeridae. Bases 114 to 1052 code for a protein of 312 amino acids.
GCAGUAAGAGGAGGAGGAAGAGAAGGAGGAGGAGGAAGCCCCGGCCGCCCUCUCUCCCCGCCCUCCCGCUGCCGCCAGCGCCGUCCCCCGGCGAGGCGCGGGGAGCCUCGGCCAUGUGUGAGGAAGGAGCCGCCAAGCUGCGCCUGAAGCCCCGGACGGCGCCGUCCGCCCGCGGCCGGGAGCGCAGCCCUGGCCCCCAGUCCCCGCCGCGGCCCCAGGCAUCGACUGACAGAUGUUCCUGGUUUGAAAAGGAAGAAUUAAAUGAGUGUGAAAAAACCUGGCUUUUGCUGCUGAAAGACAUCAGUCAAGAUUCACAGUGCCCAAACUGGGACACAGUGCCCAGCUUUCCAGAGUUCUUGGAAAAGAAACAACAGGAAAAGAGUCCAGAACACCAGGAGGUCUUUACAGUUGGAACAAAAGACUUUCAGUGGGUAUCAUUCCCAUCUUUUCACAAAGAAAAAUGUCUGAACCCCAAGGAUCUGAGCUCCCAGCAGCCAACACCGAGCCAGAGCAAUGAAUUUCAUAAAGGACAGGGCCAAGCAGAUAAACUGAAGAGUUUAUCAUCCACAGCUGAGAAAACCUGCAGGGGAACCAGUACAGAGCAAGCCAAAACUGCAUCUGGAGCAGACACAAAAGGUGUUGCAGAGCUGGAUGUGAGUCCCAAGCCUUGGGACCUCCCUGGGCACAGCAGCUCAGCACUGGCACGAAGCCCUGCAGAGGCUCUGGGCCCUCAGCAGCUCCACACAGGGACUGUACAGAGCAGCAGGGCAGACAGGAGAGAAAAGGGUGAGGAAAAGCCUCGAAUCCAAACACAUCAGGGGGAGCUUCCAGUGGGAGAGGCCACGGGGCUGCCUGCAGAGAAGCCUCAGCUGGGGAGCACUCCUGGGGCUGAGAGCCACGAGGAGAAGGUGGAAAACCAGAGUGAAGCAGCUUCAGCUCUUGACAGUUGUCCGAUGUGUCUGAUGCAGUUUAGUGGAAGACUCUCCCAGCUGGACAUCGAUGGGCACCUGGCCAGGUGCUUGUCUGAAAGUGCAGAUGAUGUCAUGUGGUAAAUCCAGAGGAGGGGAGAGCACAGGAACCAGGCCAAGGAUGAAGCUUCCUCAGAGGAAAAGGAAAAAUGUGUCAAGGAAACACAUCCUUGUCUCUGACUUAAAGCAGCAACGCAACAGAAGGAUAAGUGGCACCUGCCUGUUUGGUUUUGUUUUAUUUUAAAGCCUCUCAAAUGCAUGUAAAGUAAUUCCAGUUCUGAAAAUGGUGCUCUGGGAUGUCCCAGAGACCCCCAGGGAAAUCAGGCUUGGUACUCCUGAAGAAAUGCACUACUGGAAAUCCCUCAAGCUUUGUCUGGUGCAGAGUUCUGAAUCUCUCAGGACAGAAGAAAGCAGCUGAACAAAAGACAACUGUUACUUACCCUAUUACUUUUUUUUUUUUUCCUAAACAGAUAGUCUAUGAAAAUAAACUCAGUUAAAAAGUACUUUGAUUUGGCUUUCUUUGUUUUAAUACCAAAGUAUAAUUGUACAAUUGAUCCUGGGAGUGUAGCUAUUUAACAGAAAACACAGCCCAGACCAAGUAAAGGGUGUGGGGGUUUUAUGUUUCUGAA